Messenger RNA from Vigna unguiculata (cowpea), 2046 nucleotides. RefSeq names its product protein ACCELERATED CELL DEATH 6-like. Gene Ontology annotation, cellular component: plasma membrane. The record is from RefSeq and is a predicted model, not a curated record. Gene Ontology annotation, molecular function: protein binding. Lineage: Eukaryota; Viridiplantae; Streptophyta; Magnoliopsida; Fabales; Fabaceae.
AUGACCCGUGAUCAUGUGCAAAUUCCUAUCGACUCAGAUGAUGCAAGUUGGAAAGAGAGAUGCAGCAGAAGGAUGAAGGAAUUGCAGAAAAGGCAGUUCCAAAGUGACGAUGCAGCUUCACAACUUCUGCAUAAGGAUCUUGUUGGGAAGAAAAAAGUUAUGGUUUCUGAGUUGUUUAACGCUGUUGCUGAAAAUGGGAACGUGGAUAACUUCGUUGACGUGUUGCAAAGAGUGUGUGAAGGGAGGAAAGUGCCUUUGAAUGGUGUUUUUGAUCAAGUUACCUGUGCUGGUGAUUCACUGCUUCAUGUGGCAGCUGAUAAGGGGAGAGAACGCAUUGUGGAGUUGAUUUGCUGUCACUUUCCUGAACUUCUUAUUAAGAGAAAUGUGAGAGGUGAUACUGCACUUCAUGUUGCUGUGAGGUCCAAGAACUCAACCACAGUGAGGUUCAUUCUCUCUCAUUAUGCCAUUGAGAAAGCAAAACAUGAUGGAAUGAGAGAUAAUAAAGAGAUUACAAGAGAAAAAAAUAAGUAUGAGAAUACUCCUUUACAUGAAGCUGUGUACAGUGGGGAUGUUGGUGUGGUGAAAGAGAUUUUAACUGCAGAUAAGGAUGUGGUUCAUUUUUUGAACAAGUCAAGGAGAUCACCUCUGUAUCUGGCUGCUGUGAAUGGGAAUGUGGAAAUUCUUUAUCUUCUGUUGGAAGUUCCAUUCCCAACUCAUCAACCUCUUCCACUCUGCCUUGGAAACUCUCCACUUCAUGCAGCCAUUUUGGAAAGGAACUCUGCUUUGAUAGAAGUGAUAUUAAAGAAAAAACCAGAGCUAGUUUAUUUAAGAGAUGAAGAUGAAGGUACUCCCCUUCAUUAUGCAGCAUACAUUGGUUAUGCAGAAGGAUUUCGUAUACUGUUAGAAAAUUCCUUUCUGAAAUCAGAUCAAACUGUGUUGGAAGGGAACAAGAAGGGUCAUCUUCCUAUUCACCUUGCUUGCAAAAGGGGUCAUCUUAAGGUGGUAAAAAAAUUUCUUCAGCACAAAUGUGUUACUAAUCUUUACGUUCUCCUUAAUCAAAAGGGCCAGAACAUUCUUCAUGUUGCUGCAAAGAAUGGAAAAAGUAAAGUGGUAGAAUAUCUGUUGGAAAAUUCAAAGAUUGAUGAAUCUAUUAUAAAUCAGAAAGACAACAAUGGAAACACUCCAUUGCAUUUGGCUUCAUUAAAUUUAUUUCCGAAAGUUCUAUACCUUUUCACUCAAGAUAAGAGGACCGAUGUGAAGCUCUUGAAUAACAACGAUUUAACUGCUCAAGAUAUCAUUGGUGUGGCUUUGAAAAGUAAAACGACAAUUAGAAAGUUUCUAGCAAGACGAGUGUUGAAAGAAGCAGGUGUGCCCUCGAAGGUGAAUGACAUGUUGCAUUUUCGACAGCAACAAAUACUGAAAAUGGAUUUGAGCUUGAAGGAUCUGUUAAACACAUUCUUAGUUGUGGCGACAUUGAUGGUGACAGUGACAUUUGCAGCUGCUUUCACUGUGCCAGGAGGAGUGUACAGUUCUGAUGAUCCAAACCCAAAAAAGAGAGGAAUGGCAGUGUUGGGUGAUAAAGCAUUAUUUUGGGUAUUCACGACCUUCAACAUGACAGCUAUGUAUAGCUCUGUGAUUGCAUGUGGACUUAUGUUGAUGGCAUUGAUUUUUGAUCGUAAAUUGGCAACAAGAGCAACUAUCCUUGCAAUGGGUUGUUUGGUUUUUGCGUUUUUAACAGUGCCAGUGGCAUUCUUGGCUGCUGUAAGGUUAGUUGUGGCUAAUAAUUCUGCACUUGCCUAUCUUAUAACCGCCAUUGGAGUCAUGUACACUUCCAUUAUCUUGUCGGCUCUUUUUGCAUUUUUUCCAAUUGGAAUUCGCCUUCUUUUGUUUCGUCAAGUUGGCAGAAUCGUUCUUCAGAUUCUGAUUGCAUUAAUAGAUUUACAUUUCUUUUUCCGAGUCAAUUUGAGAAUGAAAAUUCCAAAUUUAGAAGUCGUGCUUCGAGGAGUAAUUUGCCUUCAUGCAAAUGAAACUUUGCGAUCAUGUUGA